This is a messenger RNA of Parastagonospora nodorum SN15, 840 nucleotides long. RefSeq lists its product as hypothetical. The record is from RefSeq and is a predicted model, not a curated record. The transcript has a single exon. Bases 1 to 840 code for a protein of 279 amino acids. NCBI's taxonomy places the organism in Eukaryota, Fungi, Ascomycota, Dothideomycetes, Pleosporales, Phaeosphaeriaceae.
AUGCGUUGCAGGCAGCACACGCCCAAGGAGAUUGCGGAGAUCCACGCGAAGCAUAUCAUUCAGAUGCAAGAACUCGAGACCAACAAAGCGAAGCAGAUCAUAGAUGUGAAGCAAGAGAUAGAACAGGACAAGGUGGCACUUGGGGAGGAGACACGAAAGAUCUGGGCCGAGCAGGAUGAGAUGGUGAAGAAACAGUGGGCAAUAAUUAUGGGACAUUGGGCAGAGGAACUCAAGAGCCUGAAGCUAGCACGAACGGAGGCGGAAAGGUCCGUGAUGGGCAUGGAGAUGGGCACCCCAGAAAGGGACUGUUUAGUCUACAAGAUCAAGUAUUGGGAAAUACAGGAUCGGGUUUCCCAGCUGGAAAAGGGUCACUACGAAUUCGCUUCCGAGAUGGCAGAGGUUAGGAAGCUUUGCAUUGCAAAAGAGAAGAGCCUGAAACUCAAGAUCCUUCAUGAUCAAAACCUCUUCAUGGUCUGUGAAGGUGUCAGGAUCAUGGACAACCACUUCCGCUUCGUCAACGACAACAUCGAUAUCCUUCCUCCCAAGGACGAAUUCAUGCAAACAUUUGAAUCAAUGGCGUCGCAAAUGCACGUGCAGCUGCAAUCGCUCCGUGACGCGAUUUCGGAUUUGUACGCUCUGCCCCAUGGCAUAAAAAAGGAAUAUGACGAUACCAAGACUCAGCUUGACGACGCCGAUACUCGGCCUGACGGCACUAGCCCUUGGUGGGCGAUUGUGAAAUUGCACGAUCUGAUUAGUCGCAACAUGGCGCUAGUCGGCACCGGCACUCAGGCUGCUAGCGCGAACACCCAGGCUGCUGGCAACGACGACGAAAAAGCUUAA